This is a messenger RNA of Micromonas pusilla CCMP1545, 831 nucleotides long. RefSeq lists its product as uncharacterized. Gene Ontology annotation, biological process: methylation. Gene Ontology annotation, molecular function: nucleic acid binding; methyltransferase activity. The transcript has a single exon. The record is from RefSeq and is a predicted model, not a curated record. NCBI's taxonomy places the organism in Eukaryota, Viridiplantae, Chlorophyta, Mamiellophyceae, Mamiellales, Mamiellaceae. Bases 1 to 831 code for a protein of 276 amino acids.
AUGAGCUUUCGCGGAGGAAAGGGAAAGCGCGGCGGUCACGACCUCGACCUCGGUCCGACGCACGCGCGGCCGGGCGGGGGCGGGAUACUCGUGGUCAGCAACCCGCCGUGGGGGAAGAGGAUCGGCGGAGACACCGGCGGAGAGACCGGCGGCGGCGGGAGGAGGGGCGCGGCCGCGAGAGGCGGGGACGCGCUGUACGGCGGCGACGACGCGGAGUAUGAAGACGCGGACGGCGGGGUCGGCGGCGGUCGCGACGGCGGCGGCGCGGGAGACGGCGACUGGGAUGAGAGCCUCGGCGAUCACGAUUUAGAUUCCGACGCCGCCGCGUCGUCGUCGUCGUCGUCGCGAGACACCGGAAACGUCGAGGACGCGUGGAGCUCUCUCGGGGCGUUUUUCCGCCGCGAGUGCGGCGGCGCGACCGCGCACUUACUCUGCGGCGACGCGGACGCGACGCGGCCGCUGCGAAUGAAGGCGCAGCGGAGGAGGGUGAUGGGCGUCGGCGGCGUCGACUGCCGCGUGUUGGAGUACAGAAUCUUACCGAAAAAGCCGGAGGGCGGCGGACUGGAAGAGCUCGCGAAGAGCGCGCGCGCGGCGGAGGCGAGAGAGAAGGAGGAGAAGAAGAAGAGAGUUCUCGCGGGGGACGACGACGAGGAGACGCGCGAGGACGACGCGGAGGCGGGCGCGGCGGUGGAGGACGCGAAGAGGGCGAAGACCGCCGCCGCCGUCGCCGAGGCGCCGCCGCCGUCGCGGGAAGACGAGGGAAGAAAAGCCGCGGAGGAGGAGGAGGAGGAGGAGGAGACGCCGCGACCGUUCGUCGGGCGGUGGGAGUGA